Solanum dulcamara is the source of this 1165-nucleotide messenger RNA. RefSeq lists its product as uncharacterized. The record is from RefSeq and is a predicted model, not a curated record. Gene Ontology annotation, biological process: glucan catabolic process. The coding region runs from base 1 to 1158 and encodes 385 amino acids. Gene Ontology annotation, molecular function: beta-glucosidase activity; RNA-DNA hybrid ribonuclease activity; nucleic acid binding. The transcript is spliced from 4 exons. NCBI's taxonomy places the organism in Eukaryota, Viridiplantae, Streptophyta, Magnoliopsida, Solanales, Solanaceae.
AUGCCAAACCAAGGAAGUAUCAAUAAUAUUAAUACCGAUGGGAGCUACACAUAUCAUAAUGACAAGGCAGGGAUUGGGGGGAUAGCCAGAGACUGCAAUGGGGAUUUUGUUUUUGCUUUUGCUAUUCCUAGCCAGUGCCAAAAUUAUAAUAUAGCAGAGGCUUUGGCUGCUCAAUAUGUAGGCCAAUGGAUCAAAGAUAACAAUCACAGGUUGUGCACAAUUGAGAUAAAAAACUCUUUGAUUACAGUGAAUAUGCCGAAGAACAAGAAGACCAACAACCUGAAUUUGAAGACUUUUGUGGAUGACACUGUGGGCUUGAUUGAUGGAGCAGAUGUUACCUUCUCACACUGUUAUAGAAAAGCUGAUAAAGCGACUGAUUUUCUAGCAAAAAUGAUCUACAGAUCAGCUGUGCACGUAAAGAUUAAAGCGACAUUUGAAUUUAUUUUAGAGAUCAUGCUCGAUGAUGGUCAAAAAUUGUAUAAAGGAUUAGCCAUGUAUCGACUAACUACUCCUACUGCUUGUGCAAUGUUGGGUCUUGUACAUACCAUGGAGAACAGUAAACUUCCCACUACUGAUGUCUAUGGAACUACCAUUUUAAAUGCUGUGAAAAACACAGUCCAUCCACCUACACAAGUGGUCUACCAGGAUAAUCCAGACGUAAACUUUGUCAAGUCCAACCACUUCUCCUAUGCCAUUGUUGUCGUAGGUGAGAUACCCUACGCAGAGAUGUUUGGUGAUAGUGCAAACCUUACAAUAGCUGACCCUGGUACGAGCAUCAUACCCAAUGUCUGUGGGGUUGUGAAGUGUGUGGUAGUUGUCAUUUCUGGGCGUCCAGUUGUGAUGGAGCCAUAUCUUGUAAAUAUAGACGCCCUCGUGGCUGCUUGGCUUCCGGGAAUUGAAGGACAAGGUGUUGCUGAUGUUCUGUUUGGAGACUAUGGAUUCACUGGCAAACUCACGCGCACUUGGUUCAAGUCAGUUGAUAAGCUUCGCAUGAAUGUUGGUGAUCCACAUUAUGAUCCUUUGUUUCCUUUUGGAUUUCGUCUCACUACUGAGCCACUUGAGCUAAAAUUCACCAAUGGGCCCGUACCAUUAACUCCCUCACUCUCCCAAUAUCCCUACAAACUCCCAAUAAAUGGCUCCUACACCACCGGGAGAUGAUCGGUUA